This is a messenger RNA of Carica papaya (papaya), 963 nucleotides long. Lineage: Eukaryota; Viridiplantae; Streptophyta; Magnoliopsida; Brassicales; Caricaceae. The record is from RefSeq and is a predicted model, not a curated record.
GACUAACAUCCGUCAUUACUUAUGUUGCAGUGGUAUGGUUGUCCAAGAUCCUUCAAAGGAUAAUGAUGUGGAUGCAAUAUUCAAUCAAGCUAGAGAGCUAGGAGCUGUAGAAGGGCCUACCGAGCAGUUUCGUCCUUCAAGCUCAAGAAGCUUCACUGGAACUGGUAGAUUACUCUCUGGAGAGCCUGUACCAUCUGCUCCUCAGCAGCCUGAGCCCGUUACUCACAAUAUUGUUUUCUGGACCAAUGGUUUCACUGUAAAUGAUGGUCCUCUAAGGAGGUUGGAUGACCCUGAGAAUGCAUCUUUCCUCGAGAGCAUCAAAAAGUCAGAAUGCCCAAAAGAGCUUGAGCCUGCAGAUAGAAGGGCUUCUGUCCGUGUCAAUCCGCUCCCCCCCCCCCAACAAUGCCCUGAACCAGAGAAACGCCAGGUUCCAUUUCAAGGUGUGGGAAGAACCCUUGGUAGCAGUAGUAGUGCCACAGCAACUCCUGAACUGACUGCAGCUUCCUCUUCAGCCACCACUGCUCCAACCCCUUCUAUGGGCCUUGUUGUGGAUGAAACAUUACCGUCAACCUCUAUUCAGCUCAGGUUAGCUGACGGGACUCGCAUGAUCGCGAACUUCAAUCACCACCAUACUGUCAACGAUAUUCGUGCUUUCAUUGAUGCAUCUAGACCUGGGAACAUGAGGAAUUAUCAACUGCAGGUGAUGGGAUUUCCUCCUAAACUUCUUACCGAUCCAGCUCAAACCAUAGAUCAGGCUGGGCUUGCCAAUUCAGUUGUUAUCCAGAAAUUCUAGCAAAAAGCAAAAGGUUAUCAAUUAUCUCCUCUCUUGUUUUCCAGGCUGGUUACUGUACCAAGUGAAAAUACCCUACAGGCUACAAUCUAUAAUCUAUAUACAGAAAAGGGGUUUUGAUUUAUUAUUGUGUUGUUAAUGAUCUUAUUAUAUUCUAGUUCAUAUUUUCCCUA